UCAUGUUUUUGCGAAUUUUUGCAUUCUCGAGCAUUGUUAACGCUAACAAACAAUGCAAAAGAGACGUUUCUUAUCAUUCCGAAUAAAAUUCUCAUCAAAACAACUCGAGACACGGGCAAACAGAGAGAGGCAAACUCAAUUUUCACAUGUGUCUACACAAAAUGACGUUAUUUUUGGCGAUUGCGCAUCUGGAAUGCAUGUUGCAAUCCUAAUGCACUUCAUUCGUGACUUUGAUAUUAAAAAUAGAACUGCAACGCGUAAGAGAAUUGUGCAUAAAAUGUCGUCUUUGCGCUUAAUUGUAAACAAAAAUGUCGUUUCCUUGCUAAAUCGAAGGUUUUUCUGCUCCGUGCCGCAGUCAAAAGUGAAGCACGACUGGAAUCGCGUUGUGAGCGAUGCAGAAAAAAUCGUCGGUUAUCCAUCGUCUUUUCUCAGUCUCCGAUGGUUGUUGAGCGACGAACUGGCAAAUAUCGCGCUGCAUUUGCGACAAUUGAUCGGAAGUAAUCAUCCGCUGCUGAAAACCGCGAAAAGUCUCAUCUACAGCGGCAAAUCACACAACAUGCAAACGUACGGUUUGAUUGUUUUGCUGUUGUCGAAAACAGCUGGCACGGCAACGGCGGUUAAUGAGGAGGAUCGGAGUGCGGGCGUGCUGCACUCGCAACGUGCCUUGGCCGAAGUCACGGAAAUGUUGCGAAUUUCUCACAUGAUUCAUCAGGGAUUGUUGAAUUUACAGACAUUGGAGGACCAUGGCAAUGAGUUGACGAGCAAUAGUGACCAGAUUUUCGGGAAUAAAGUUGCUGUGCUGGGCGGCGAUAAAUAUUUGGCGAAAGCUUUUGCGGAAUUAGCAAAAUUGAGGAAUCAAGACCUAAAUAUGUUAAUUGCAACCGCUUUUCGUGACAUGUCCGAGUCAAAUUUCAUCGGAGAUCGUGACGAACAAAAUUUUCCUCUUCCUUCGGAUCCAAAAAGUUACAAACCAGUCAAUUUGGAGGCGGAUUCCAUGGACGAGGAUAAUCUCAAACCGAUGAAUAUGCAAGGCGUCAUGGGAAAUCCCGAAAAAGAGUGGGCAGUUCGUCACAUUUUGAGUGCCGGAAGUCUUUUAGGCAAAAGUUGUCAAGGCGCCUUAAAAUUGGCGGGCUUUGGCGACGAUUUACAGAAGCAAGGAUACAUUUUUGGCAAAAAUCUCGCUCUGGCAUGGCAAGCUUGCAUCGAUUUAGAGCCUUUUAAGUGCAAAAACCUUCCCUCGGGAGCACAAUUUAGUCUCGUAAGUGCUCCAGUGUUGUUCCAUUUGGAAUACGAUCCGCAAAUUUACGAAGAAAUUCAAAAAGGAAAGACUUCCGUUGACAAUAUCAACUUUGAAUUGAUCCACAGUGAGGUCUUAAAAGGUCCUGGCGUGGAAAAAACUAAAAAUUUAAUCCAAAAACACAACAAAAUCGCGCUGGAAAAACUUUUGUUGUUUCCCGACUCCGAUGCGAGACGCGCCCUUGAGAAAAUAAUAGUCGCCAAACAAGAUUCUUGACUCCGCGCCACCUAAAAAAUCAUAGAAAAGACAUUUUUUUAGAAUAAAACUUUAUA
This is a messenger RNA of Culicoides brevitarsis, 1569 nucleotides long. RefSeq names its product all trans-polyprenyl-diphosphate synthase PDSS2-like. Bases 53 to 1513 code for a protein of 486 amino acids. Gene Ontology annotation, molecular function: prenyltransferase activity. The transcript has 3 exons. Gene Ontology annotation, cellular component: transferase complex; mitochondrion. Gene Ontology annotation, biological process: isoprenoid biosynthetic process; ubiquinone biosynthetic process. The record is from RefSeq and is a predicted model, not a curated record. Lineage: Eukaryota; Metazoa; Arthropoda; Insecta; Diptera; Ceratopogonidae.